AUGACCUUUGUGAUUCAGGCAGCUGCGGUAAGCAAAGCCAUUCCCGCGCCUGCUGCGAGCACACUCAGCACCCAAGACGGUGUCAAUGCGGUUUACGCGGGCCUGCCGGACUUUUUGGCCGCUGUCAAAAAUCAGACACGAAGCGGCAUCACCAACACGAAGAAAUACUGGGAUCGUGGAUCUUGGGGCUAUGGAGAUUCGAAGUAUUCAUGGACGAAAACUAUGAAUCGGAAUAGCUAUGUAAUGCUUGCUGUGGACAAGCUCGGCAACGCAGCUUUGUCACAUGCAGAUCUGGUCUAUGAUGUGCAGCUACCACUACAAAUGGAGACUGUCCACUCCAUGAUCAUGCAGAUCAAGGCUGGAAAUGCUGGCAUUUCAAUCCCUUCAAAGUUGAUAUUCGUCUCCCAUUCUUCCGACUCGAUCGUGAAUGCCGACCCUGCUCAGACGCACCCAGAUCAUGUCGAUGCAGCAGUUUUGACAAGCUCUCUCUCAGGCGAAGCCAACAACAAAGGCGAUAUACCUUCCUGUCUCUAUGGAAAGAAGUGGAGGUGA
Letharia lupina is the source of this 552-nucleotide messenger RNA. RefSeq lists its product as uncharacterized. The coding region runs from base 1 to 552 and encodes 183 amino acids. The record is from RefSeq and is a predicted model, not a curated record. NCBI's taxonomy places the organism in Eukaryota, Fungi, Ascomycota, Lecanoromycetes, Lecanorales, Parmeliaceae. The transcript is spliced from 2 exons.